Molecule: messenger RNA, 294 nt
Organism: Danaus chrysippus (African queen)
Lineage: Eukaryota; Metazoa; Arthropoda; Insecta; Lepidoptera; Nymphalidae
Source: the annotation of a GenBank genome assembly
AUGGGGGGGAAGAUUGAGGGGCUAGCUGGGAUCCUAAUGGGAAAAGUUGGGGGGGGCGCCCUCCGCUACCCUUGGCGGGGGGGGGGGGGCAACAAGGGGGAAAACGAACUUGGGAACAGGGGUUGGGGAACUGGUUGGGGACCCACCACCACGGGGGGGGACAAAAGGUCUUACCACACCGUUUUACCUGAAGGCUGGUGGGGGCCCGUGUGGUACCCGUUGCCGGCCCCGGGGGCCAUUGCCCAAAAAUCUGGGGGGGACCAGUUGUUUCAACCCCCACACAACGAAGGUUAA